GAUGUAAGUUUGCAAUGAUUUAUACGACUAUAAAGUGUUUGUGAUAUUAGUUAAUAAUAUUUGGUUUGAAUUAUAAAGUGAUUGACAAUCGACUCGUGUAUUGAAAUGUUUAUAAUUUUGAGAAAUGUUUUACUAAAAGCCAACAAAAAUAAAAUGAUAUUUUCAGCCAUAACUUCUCGACAUUUGAAGAAAACUGUUGAAAUGGUAACCAAACGGUCGACCACUUCAUUGGUGUCAUUGACGGACAGAGUCAUUGCCGAUACAUAUGAGUCCCGAAACCCGGAAGACGACUAUUCACACAAUUUUGAUAAUAUUUGGCCAAAUCUUAUCGGUUUUAUUAAAAGUAACAAAUGGACUGAAGAUAAGAGAUUAACAAAUUUAUUGUAUUUGCCAUUAAUGGGAAAAUGCAAUCAUUAUCUGAAUUGUGAAAAGAGAUGGAUUCAUAUAUCAAACACAAGUUAUCUGAUCCGUGGUUUAAUAAUAUCACUUUUAGCUAAAGCCUAUUCAUACCCUAAACAUAUUAUAGACAAACUUGAAUUACUAUCAAAUGAGUUACAAUUGAUUGACAAAUGGCAACAAAUAGUGGCACAAAGUACUGAUAUGACACAUGUGGCUCAGAUACUACACGCCAGUGCCAGAAAACCAUCGACCAUUACAACCGGUGAUCAUACAAAAGAGAUUCAAUUAGUCAGAUAUAUGUUAUUAUUUGGAGAUUUACUCUUAACUCAGGCCAACAAAGAUGUAACACUUAUCCGUAAUCCGACUAUAACCGGUUUAACCGCCAAAUCAUUGCAAAAUUUCACUGAAGCGGAAUUCUUAAGAUUAGAGCUAAAACACAAAUCUGACAUAACUUUAGAGACAUUGGAAACGUAUUGUUCAUUAUAUGGAGGAUCACUAUUAGGACACAGUUGUCAAUCGGUUAUACUUUUGGCACAAUUUGAUCAACAAAUACAAAACAAUGCCUAUGAGUUAGGAAAACAUAUCGGCAUUGCUUUACAACUUUCAGACCUAUUAUACAUUUAUACAAAUAUAGGCGAAGAUAACUCAACUAAUAUUAAUAAUAACGAUAAUAUUUCUAUAUUUGAUUUAACUUUAAUGAAGACAUUACUUAAAUCAAAUGUUAAUAAAGCUAUUAAUCUAAUCAAUAAUUUAGACAAAAGUGAUGCAUCAGAUGCUCUGAUAAAUAUAUUAUUAAGUGUUGAAAAGAGUUAA
This is a messenger RNA of Oppia nitens, 1212 nucleotides long. Its product is annotated as all trans-polyprenyl-diphosphate synthase PDSS2-like. Gene Ontology annotation, cellular component: transferase complex; mitochondrion. The coding region runs from base 106 to 1212 and encodes 368 amino acids. Lineage: Eukaryota; Metazoa; Arthropoda; Arachnida; Sarcoptiformes; Oppiidae. Gene Ontology annotation, biological process: isoprenoid biosynthetic process; ubiquinone biosynthetic process. The transcript has 4 exons. Gene Ontology annotation, molecular function: prenyltransferase activity. The record is from RefSeq and is a predicted model, not a curated record.